AUGGAGGCUAUGAAGCUCUUGAAGAAGAGUAUGAUGGUACGCAACAUGUUUUUAUAUAUCAUGUUGAAACAGAAUCUUCAUCAGACACUGAAGAAUACGAAUCAACAACGGAUGACUCAGACUAGUCCCAUACAUACCUCGCUUUUCAGGGAGGAGGAGAUUAACCAUUUUUGCGUAAACCUCCAGAGGAUUGAUGAUUCCCUUAUCAUGAAUCUUACUAAUCCAAACUCUAUUUAUGUUUCUGCCUUCCUUAACUUUAAAGGAUAUAAAAAAUUUAGAGUACAUUGUUUUGUAGACACAGGUGCAUCUUUAUGUCUUGCAAGCAAAUUCAUCAUUCCGGAUGAACUCUGGGAAAACGCUCCCAAAGAAAUUAGUGCCACUAUUGCAAAUGGUGAAACCAUAAAAAUUAAUAAAGUUUGUAGAAAUAUUAAUCUCGAACUUUCAGGAGAACAUUUCAAUGUUCCCACUAUUUACCAACAAAAUUCAGGAAUUGAUAUCAUAAUUGGUAACAACUUCUGUCAAGUCUAUGGACCAUUCAUACAAUGGAUAGAUAGAAUUGCCUUUCAUCUUAAUAAUGAUAUGGUAAUUAUAAAAAAGGUUACAGAGGCCUAUAGCAAAGGAAAACCAGGUUUUCUUGAAACUCAAGAAAAAGGAUCUAAAGAAAAACAAAUUCCAGGUACUAAUAUAACUCAUGAAGAGAUUAAUAAAGAAAGGAUUAUUUCUAUUCAAACUACCAGGUUCAAACAGAUUGAAGAUCUUCUUGAAAAAGUUUGUUCUGAAAAUCCUAUUGAUCCAAAUAAAACCAAAGGAUGGAUGAAAGCUUCAAUCAAGCUUAUUGAUCCCAAAACGGUUAUUAGAGAAAAACCUAUGGUUUACUCUCUACAAGAUAGAGAAGAAUUUUCCAAACAAAUCAAAGAAUUACUUGAUAUGAGACUAAUUAUAGAAUCAAAAUCCCCUCAUAUGUCCCCUGCCUUUCUUGUCAAUAAAGAAGCAGAGAAAAGAAGAGGAAAGAAGCGAAUGGUUGUUAACUACAAAGCAAUCAAUGAUGCAACUAUUGGAGACUCACAUAAUCUCCCCAAUAUGCACGAACUCUUGACUCUUCUACGAGGAAAAAACAUUUAUUCAAGUUUCGACUGCAAGUCAGGUUUCUGGCAAGUUCUACUUGAUGAAGAAUCGCAGCUUCUCACUGCCUUCACAUGUCCUGAUGGACUCUUUCAAUGGAAAGUACUACCCUUUGGGCUUAAACAAGCUCCUAGUAUUUUUCAAAGACACAUGCAGAAUGCUCUUCGAGGCCUUGAAGGUUUCUGCACUGUAUACGUUGAUGACAUCAUGAUCUUCAGCAAAAAUGAACAAGAACACUAUGUUCAUGUCACACAGGAUUAG
Messenger RNA from Lactuca sativa (garden lettuce), 1383 nucleotides. RefSeq lists its product as uncharacterized. Gene Ontology annotation, biological process: proteolysis. Gene Ontology annotation, molecular function: aspartic-type endopeptidase activity. The record is from RefSeq and is a predicted model, not a curated record. Lineage: Eukaryota; Viridiplantae; Streptophyta; Magnoliopsida; Asterales; Asteraceae.